Messenger RNA from Geodia barretti, 2102 nucleotides. NCBI's taxonomy places the organism in Eukaryota, Metazoa, Porifera, Demospongiae, Tetractinellida, Geodiidae. The record is from the annotation of a GenBank genome assembly.
CUCCCCUCAUCUAUACUGAACGCUCUUGGUCGACGACCGUCCAUAUAAAUCCUAAACCUGGCGCUCGACAAACGGGCCCUGACAGUCCAGGAUAAACGAAUGGACGAUAGCAUCCUUCUUUUUGUCUGUAGCUACGUCUUCUCCUUCCGUUCCCCUUCGAAAGCUAGUGAAAGCGUGAAAGAGUGUACACGUGGGUUAGCCCCGCCCAACCUAUUCUAAAUAAUGCCCAUUCAAUUGCGCUGAACCGGUGAACGGAUUGACAGAUGUCUUCUCAGGGGAAAGAAAAGCUGCAGAUCAGCGCCUCGGCCCUUGUGGAGCUGAAAGCUACUUUGUUCAGUAAACAGCGAGAGGUAAAGAGUCAGGGAAAGAAGAAUGCGAGCGGAAACGAUGGAACUGCUCUUUCCACUAACGCCGUCUCUGAAAAGACGGCGGCGAUAUGGCGCAGGCCACAGAAGCAGAAGCGGCGGGGAGGGAGAGGAGGGAGUGCUAGAGAGGCUGCCAGGGAGAGGGCCACCCAGCGAAGUGCCGAGGAAGAAGCAGAACUGGAAAGAUCGAGGAAGGCACUGGAAGCUAAGGCAGCACUGUAUGACCGACUGUGUGGAGGGGAAGGGGUGAGGGGGGGAGGGAGUGAUAGUGAUGAUGGGGAGGAGGAGGGAAGGUACAUGGUGGACUUCACCAGAAAGAUCGUGGAAGAGAGAAAGACUCGGCAACUAGCUUCAUCCGCAGACUCCUCGAAAUCUGGAGAAAGUGGCAGUGUCACUAAAGAGGGCGUGGCUCAAGAGGAGGGGGAGUGGGUGGAGUACGUGGACUCGUUCGGGCGGAGUCGCAGGUGUCCCAGGGAGGACCUCCCCCACAUGAAAGAGCAGGAAGUCAAGAGAAGAGAGAGGUUUGACUACACUUAUAUAACCACAAACUUUUUGAUACCCUAUCAAAUUAUGUUGGGCGAGUAAAAUUUUACUGAGCACCUCAAAAUUGUUUGGUCCCCAACUUUUAUUUUUUAAUGAGGAUGUUAUGUUUUAAGGUCAGCAACUCCAGACUUGCUGUCGGAGGACAUGGCGAUGGAGAGAGAGAGACGGAGGUGGGAGGAGGAGGUGGAGGGGAAACUGGACAAACCAGUCGGUCCAGUCCACUACGAGGAACUCAGGCGAGGAGAGAUUCGAACACAUGGUGUGGGCUACUACGCCUUCUCGCAGGAAGAGGAAAAGAGGGCCGAGCAGUUGAGCCUGUUGAACAAACUCAGAGAUCAGACUGUUAGUCAAAGGGAAAAGAAGGCAAAGUUGCAGGAGAAGAGAAAGGCACAAAUGGCCGCUCGACUGGAGAAAGUACGACAGAGGAAGCAACUCAAACCACCAGAAGUGGAAGAAAAAGGUGAAGAAGAAGAGGAAGGGAAGUUGGUUGGUGGGUUGGUAGAGGGGGAGAGGAGAGAGGAAGAUCCACUAGCGGCCAUGAUAGAGAGCGAACUGGGAAAAGCGAGGGAGAAAGCAGAGAAGGGAGGAGGCGAGGAACGAGAUGGGGGUGUGGCAAAGAAACCCUACGUCAGACCAUGGGACAAAGGCAAAAUUGUCGAUCCAAUUCGCAAGAGAAAGAAGGAGCUGGAGGACGAAAGGUUCUCUGAGUUUGCCCCACCUUCGUCUUACAAGAACAGUGCCACUGAGCUGCCAAAGGUUGCCAAAAUGGACAAUACAGACCAAAAGAGUGACCAAAGUAGACCACUAGGCGACCAAGGUCACAAGUCAGCGACUGAGAUACCAGAAGAAGUGCCAAACCAAAAUGUUGCUGAGAGUGGUGCUGCCAGUGGCCCCCCACCCCCACCCCCUCAAAACUACUACCAAUACCAGCCACCUAUGUUUGCUUUCCCUCCACCAUUCAUGCCGUCACCACUAUUUGGUCCAGUACCCCCACCCCCUCAUGGACCAAUACCAAACUUUAGACCACCACCAAACUGGUAUCCAUACUUUCACCCCCCACCCCCACCCCCUACUAUGCCACCAUCACAAUCACCACAGUAGUUGAGUAUGAAUUUAUUUUCUCUUAUAAAACUACAGUGAACAUUUUUGGACGAAACUAAAAAUAUUCAUCUGUGGAUCUACAAAAAUGUUCUU